ACCACACCUAAAACCCAGCAGCAGAACCCCCUAUCUCUCUGAAAUUUCUGCCUUCAUAAACCCUCCCUGUUUUCCCCUCUCCUCUCUCAAAUUCUCAAGAGAAAAUCAUGAACUUCCUCCCUAAGUCCAGCGACCAACAAAUUUUCCCAGCAUCCAAACAAGCCCCGCAAAUUGACCUCCACCAUGCCUUUACCACUCUCCAAGACCACUGCUCUACAUUUCUCCAAAACCUCUCUCACCAAUUCCCUCUCUUCAAUCCCAACUUCCAAACCCACGCAAAACAAUCACUCGACACUCUUAUCUCACGCCUCAACCCCAACUCUCCCUUGUCCUCCAAGAACCCAUUAUGGGCUCGAAUUCCUCACGAGCCCGUUAAUCAACCAGGCACUUCCAUGUCAACUGAAACCAUUGAAGAGAGAUUGGCUGGCGUGCCUGUGUAUGCUUUGAGUAAUUCCAAUGAAGAAUUCGUGUUGGUUUCUGGGCUUUCAACGGGGAAGUCUCUUGGAUUGUUUUGUUUCAAACAGGAGGAUGCAGAGGCACUCCUUGAGCAAAUGAAGAGCAUGGACCCUGGAAUGAGAAAAGGCGGCUCAAAAGUUGUUCCUGUUGCGUUAAACAAGGUUUUUCAGUUAAAAGUUGAUGGGGUGGCCUUUAGGUUGAUACCGGAACCUUCACAAGUCAAGAAUGCACUUAUGGAAAGAGAGCGGGUUGGUUUAUCUGAUGAUUGCUUCUCCGGGGUUCCAGUUUUCCAGUCAAGGAGUUUGGUAUUGAAAAGUCAAAACAGAAGCUAUCGUCCAGUUUUUUUUAGAAAGGAGGAUUUAGAAAAAUCACUUUUAAGAGCUUCCCGUGAGCAGCAUAAAGUAAAUCCUGCCUUCAAGCAGGGGGAUAUUGAGGUUGCUGUUUUCGAAGAGAUAAUUAAGUGUAUGAAGGAGGGUUCUGCUACAACUUGGGAUGAUGUUGUCUUCAUCCCUCCUGGUUUUGAUGUUUCAACUACUCCUGCCAAGCAGUAGGCAGCUGCAGAUGUAGGUGAUGGUUUUCUUGUCAGUUAACUAUCUUACAGUUAUACAGCCAUGCAUUCAGACUAUAAAAUAUGCGGUUUCGAUCAAUUUAGUUUUGUUCAUCUUUCAUCUUUCUUUUGUUUCCAGUGUACCCAUGUUUUACAACUUGGUGCAGACUGAUGUAUUCUGCUGCUGUGUGUUGAAUCUAAUUUGGUUGAAUGAGGCAUUUGAACUCCGGAUGUAAUGAGUAUUAGCAAAUGAAAAAAGGGUGGGUAUGAAAAUUCUAAGCA
Molecule: messenger RNA, 1285 nt
Organism: Populus nigra (black poplar)
Lineage: Eukaryota; Viridiplantae; Streptophyta; Magnoliopsida; Malpighiales; Salicaceae
Product: protein TIC 22-like, chloroplastic
Exons: 7
Coding region: 108-1007 (299 amino acids)
Biological process (GO): protein transport
Cellular component (GO): chloroplast
Source: RefSeq, a predicted model, not a curated record